Molecule: messenger RNA, 1218 nt
Organism: Rhincodon typus (whale shark)
Lineage: Eukaryota; Metazoa; Chordata; Chondrichthyes; Orectolobiformes; Rhincodontidae
Product: alkaline ceramidase 3-like
Exons: 6
Coding region: 1-453 (150 amino acids)
Biological process (GO): ceramide metabolic process; phytosphingosine biosynthetic process
Cellular component (GO): endoplasmic reticulum membrane
Source: RefSeq, a predicted model, not a curated record
AUGCACAUGAAAACGGAGUGCAAUUGUGAGAUAUAUUGUGUCCAUUUGAUCUUAAUAUUUAAUUUUCUUUCCUCUUUCCAGGUUAUGUACGGCUUCCUAGUCGGCUGCCUGGUCUUAAGAUCAGUAUAUAUUGUCACGUGGGUUUACCCUUGGUUGAGGCCCCUUGCCUAUACAUCAUUAGGCGUAUUUCUGAUGGGCUUUAUUCUAUGGAAUGUAGACAACAUCUUUUGCAAUAAUUUGAGGGAUAUCCGGCAGAAGUUACCAUUCCAAAUCCUAGGCGCCAUGACACACUUUCAUGCUUGGUGGCACAUUCUAACAGGCCUCGGCUCCUAUUUGCACAUUCUCUUCAGCAUGUAUACAAGAACUCUAUACUUGAAAUACAGACCUAAAGUGAAGUUUCUGCUUGGUGUGUGGCCUAUUAUUUGGGUGGAGCCUCCUCCAAAGAAGCACUAAAAAUGCCAGGGAUUGAAAUCUCUGGCAAAGAACAAGCUGGACUUCAGCACUGAGAGCUGUUUUAUCUAAUUCUGGAAGCGAGUGUUAAUGAGUGAAAAAGGUUUGAAAUGAAUCAUGGAGAGAAAGAAACACGCUGACAAUAUAGUUCCGAUCAUGCUGAGUUUUGUAUUUAUUUUUUUAAAAUGCUGCCAGGUGUAAUAGAAUUAUAUAGGAGGUUAAUGUGUACAAUGGGAAGUAAGGAAUACUGCAGCUUGUGUGAUAAUGUUUGGUAGAUCUCUGAUAAUACUCUGAUAACCAAGUUAAUCUGAGAACAGCUAAUGUUCUUUAGGCCUUUUUACACAUGGCCAAACUAUUGAACAAAUUAUGGACUGAAACUGACUGGUUCACUGUACCGUAACAUUUUUUUAUUUGUUUGUCUUUUGCUCUCAAUUCUGCCUGUAUAAGGAUCUUAAGAAUUUACUUCACUAGACUAUGAUGUCUCUCUGAGAAUUCUCAAUACCACAGGUGUGCAUUGAGCAGUACAUCAACACGUAAAACAAAGGGCAGGUCUAUUCCAAGCCUUGGAGUGGGAAAUGAAGUGUAUCAUCCCAAAACAGGUGUUGAGGGUUUGUUAAUAAGAGAGAGAACAGAUCUAUCUCCUCUCAUCCCUCCUGCUUUUUAGAUUUGUUUCUAAUCACUUUAACGCCAGUACUGCCGCUCAUACUGCUGUUCGCUGAGUUUCAGUAUUGUGAGAGUCAUUUAGGGGUUUGGGCUAUGCGGCAAGGG